This is a messenger RNA of Mollisia scopiformis, 853 nucleotides long. RefSeq lists its product as uncharacterized. Bases 1 to 645 code for a protein of 214 amino acids. NCBI's taxonomy places the organism in Eukaryota, Fungi, Ascomycota, Leotiomycetes, Helotiales, Mollisiaceae. The record is from RefSeq and is a predicted model, not a curated record. The transcript has 3 exons.
AUGCCUAGCAUUAUCGAACAUGCCCCACGGUUUGACCGCAGCAAGCAACCCACCAGUCUUCAAAUCCCAGAUCAAUUCAAAUGCCCGAACCAUGACCCUGCAAAAUACGUGCCCCGAAGCCUUUCAGUCCUUCGUCUUCUGGCUUUACUACCAUACCCAUUUGACAACGUUAAAAGCGAGGUACUGGUGGAGCUUUGGUUCAUCGCGGACUUCGCGCAGACCCCAAAGUUGCAAACAGAGGUCGUGAACGCCCUGGAAGAAGCCCGGGUGCAAUACGAGCGAUCCAUUCCAACCUCUAAGCUCGUGCGUAUCUACAAGAAAACCCGAGAAGGUAGUUCCCUACGGAAAUACACUGUGGAGGCGCUGGUUGCCAGGAACAAAAUCGAGCCAGAAAAUUAUCACCAGCAGCUCACCAUUGAUCUUGUUAAAGCAUUCUCCAUCGAAAGCACUAGCCUGAGAACUGCCAUCCAGACUCUAGUUCCUGCGAAAUUCCGCUUCCGUUUUGAUGUUGAUAUGAAGAAGUGUCAGAUGGAGCAAAUUAGCAAACAGCCUACAAGUCCACCUACUCAUCAGCAGCGUUCAACCAAACGAUCCCGAGCCUCAAACCAUUCUAGCAAUGCAAGAAGACGCGGAAUUCCAGAGUGAGAUGUGGGAUCUCAUGGGGGUCAUGCAAGGCUGAGCACCUGUGCGGUCCGAUAUCGAUCAAGUAUGAAGAAAGACUUCUCUGCGAUAUAUGCGAGAGGAAAAUCUGGAAUACGUUUCAUCCUUGGCUCACACAAACUCGUUGAUCUUGGACCAGGUUCCGCGAAGUCUUGGUAGUCGAGACUAUGGAAUAAGAAAUGCUUCCUCCCAC